AUGGCCGAAAGUAGGUACCAUAGCUUGCAGUCUUGGAGGCAGUUUGCAUGUUUUGAAACAUUUAAAGAAAUUUUAGACCUAAAUGAAAAGGUAGAUGCUCCCGAAGAGCCAUUUAAAUCAAAGUACGAAGCUCUAGAGUUAUUGUAUCGAUUACGUAAAGAAGUCGAGGACUUUUAUGAUGACAAUCAAGAAGCUUAUCCUGAUGCAAAGCAAAUUGCUGCUGUGUUGGAUUAUCAUAUAGGAGUUAUUCACUUGAUUACUGAAGAUAGAAGCACAGGACAGAGGCAUAUUAAAGCUUGUUUAGAAGCAUUGCGACCAUAUCGAUUAGAACCAGAUUUUUGUCUCGUUGUAAUGAAAGCCAAUUCUGAGAUGGGUAUUUUAUGGUGUGGUCGGUCAGAUUUUGCUAAAUCUCAGCAGUACUUAGAGGAAUGCGAUAAAUUAUACUCAGACUAUACUGCUGACGUCGGUAAUAGUCCCUACGACGAGAAAGAUUUAUUGUUACCGCCAGAAUUAAGGGCUGAUGACGUCAGCAGACACAAAAAAUUUGAAAGCAGUUAUACUCAUGCACUUUAUUAUUUGGCUCAAGUUUACACUAAACAAGAGAAUGAUAACCUUGCAGCUGAAUAUUGUCAUAAAACGCUGAGCCGCCAACUCGAAAGCAAAGAUUUUGACUCUCUGGAUUGGGCCAUUAAUUGCGCCACGUUAUCUGACUAUUAUACCUCUAAGCGUAACUGGAAUUUGGCUAGACAUUGCCUAGCAUGUGCUUCAGCGGUAAUCGGUGAAGACUGUAGAGUCCCUGACUCAGGGAUGACUGAAGAGGAACUCAGAGAGGAAAGUCAAGCGGAACUGGAUGAAAGAGAAAAAGUUUAUAAAAAACGUGCUGAAGUAGCAAGACUUUGGGCUAAAUAUGCCUUAGAAUUAUUUACGGAAUCACGAAAUGCAGUGGAAAAUCAUGGUGCUGAGAGUGUCCGUGAAUUACAUAUCUCGGACAAUCCUGAAGCAUCGCGUGACCGAAAGAAUAUUCUUUAUUUUGAUGGUUUGGAAACAACAUCGUAUGACGAAUCCAUUCCUGAUCAUUUAAUUGCUGACUUUGAUGAAGCUCGAAAGGUUUUUUUGACUGGAUUAAGGUGGUCAGAAAAGGCUAAGGACUUUUUUAUUUUGGAUGGACAUACAAGCGAUCAUGUUGAACUUGUACAACUACAGAGUAGACUUUACUUUAUUUUGGCUUUCUUUGAAAAAGACUUAGAAAGACAAUGUAAAAUGCAUAAACGCCGUGUAGACCUCCUGACCUCAAUCGAAAAAGAGUUAAAUCCACAGUUCUUUUUAACGGUUUGCCAGCAGUUAUGCUUCGAAAUUGGCGAAACAACUAACGAAAUGGUAACAUUAAAAAUUGCUAUAGGAAAUAGAGAGGAUGUUCCAUCUGUUCAUACUGUUAAAAAAAUUAAUAGCUUGAUUCAAAAUAGCGUCGAACAUUUUAAUAAGUUUAUCGGUUCAUUCGUUGAUCGUCGGACAGGAAAAUUACCAGAAACUAUUCAUGAUGAUUAUUUAAGACCUAUUUUAUUAGCAAAAUUCUAUUUAGCUCGCCUGUGGAAGAAAUAUAUCGCUAAAGAUACAAAAUCACAGAUGGAAUUCUUAUCAAAAAGUUUGCAGUGUUUGGAGUAUAUAGUUCAGUACGCUGAUGCACAUUCCGAUAUGCCAAAAGUAUUCGAGGACGAAUUGGUUGUAUCACGUGAAAUGGCACAUUUUCUACCUUAUGAAAUAUCUAAACUUGCGGAGCAACUGCAUUAG
Molecule: messenger RNA, 1788 nt
Organism: Trichoplax adhaerens
Lineage: Eukaryota; Metazoa; Placozoa; Uniplacotomia; Trichoplacea; Trichoplacidae
Exons: 16
Coding region: 1-1788 (595 amino acids)
Source: RefSeq, a predicted model, not a curated record